Molecule: messenger RNA, 681 nt
Organism: Bipolaris victoriae FI3
Lineage: Eukaryota; Fungi; Ascomycota; Dothideomycetes; Pleosporales; Pleosporaceae
Exons: 3
Coding region: 1-681 (226 amino acids)
Cellular component (GO): RNA polymerase II transcription regulator complex
Molecular function (GO): transcription cis-regulatory region binding; DNA-binding transcription activator activity, RNA polymerase II-specific
Source: RefSeq, a predicted model, not a curated record
AUGGAUUCCCAUUCCUUUGACUAUUGGAUGGCCCAGGGCAACUACGUUGUUCCCCCGCACCAGACCACCGUUUUCGACAUGCCCCCAGAGCUGUCCAAAGUCCCCAGCCUCAGCGGAUCGCCUGUUUCUUCCACAUAUGACCAAUUUCCCACCCAAAUACAGCAUGCAUACUAUCCUCAGAUUGUCGACGAGCCCAUGCAGUUUGGAUCGUAUCCCAUGCCAAUGACUCCAUCUGAUUUUGGAUCCGACCACGACAGCCCAUACUGCAGUCCCCGACCAUUGCAACAUGUCGAGCCAACCUUUGGAGCCGUGCACACAGCCGCCCCAGCUGAGCGAACACACACAACCUCUGGCCGCCGACGAGCUCAAAAUCGUGCUGCCCAGCGCGCUUUCCGUGAGCGAAAAGAAAAGCACGCACGGGAUCUUGAAAACCAACUUGCUAUUCUCAACGAAAAGUACAGCAAGCUCGAGGUUUCACACUCUGAACUCAACGCUGCGUACGAGAAGCUCCGGAAAACCAUUGAGCUGCUCACCCAGGACGACGAUGCCGAGGGCGAGGAUGAGGACGGCACUUCCACACGUCGACGCAGCACAAACUCAGAUACUCUACGGAAACUACUCGAAAUACUGCACGGCGAGUUCAAGAGUACGACACCGGUGAAGACUGAAGCUGUUUCCUGA